AUGUCAGCUGAAGAGACUGAACAGCUUAUGAAAAUGAUUACCGCCAUGGGAGUUAAACCAAAGUGUGAUACACCACAAGAUCUACUGAAAUGGAUGUCAGAUAUGGUAGGUAAAGAGGAACAUGUUCCUGAAUCUUUUUCAGUUAAGAAGGAACCCUUCACACCUACAUCAAAACAGACGAUGGAGUAUCCAGUGACCUUCAAGCAACCCUUGCGUAUCUCCACAUUUUCUGGAGGCGGAAAAGGAGAAACAUCGUACGAGUUAUGGCGAUACAAGGUGACAUGUUUGUUGAAGGAAGGCCACUCGAAGGAAUCUAUACUGAUGGCUAUCAGACGAUUAUUGAAGGGAGAGUCCGCCAAUGUAUUGAUGAGGCUAGGCACCAUCAUCAAAGUUGACGACAUUAUCGUGAAGUUCGAUAGCAUCUAUGGAAGUGUGUUGGAGACAGAAAAUAUUCUUGCAGAAUUCUACAGUGCUGCAGUUGCUAUACCGAAAGUAGAGACAGAGCAUGUGCCAGUAGCGAAGCCAAAACAAGCCAUUGUGAAAGCUGCCACAAGUGAUGAACGGUUUGAUCAGCUUCAGGCUCAACUGAAUCAACUUUCAACGCAGAUGGCACAGAUGAGGCAGCCAUAUCCUCAAUAUCAUCAGCCUAGAUUUAGACCACCAUUCCAAAGAGGACGAAAAAAUCCUAGAGGUUAUAUGUCACAAGCAAGAAUGCCUUUUACUCAGAGAGUGGAAAUGGAUGAGGUACAGCCUACAUCUUCACCUUCACCCAGAAGGCAGCAAGAGUUCUCCUCGAUCAUCAGCGAUCAGCCCAGUCAACUCCAACAGGCCAAAUCCUGGGGCCAAGGGUUUGGCCAUGCCAAAUACAGGUCCAACACCAAAGAAUUAGUAGGCGAGGCAAAUGAAGUGACUGUGGCAAUCAACGAUGUAACUUGUGCAGCAUUACUGGAUACAGGUGCAACAGUUUCCACCAUCACCACAAAUUUUUAUCAGAGGCACUUAUCUCACAUUAAGAUGCAUCCAGUUGAGGACAUUUUACACAUAGAGUGUGCUGACGGAGAACAGAUGCCUUACUUUGGAUAUGUUUGUGUGACCUUAACUGCUUAUGGAACGCCACUUGAUUUAUUAGAGAACUGCCUAUUCCUCAUAGUACCAGACAGCACUUAUAAUUCUCGGGUACCAGUACUCAUCGGAACUAACAUCAUUAACCGAUUGAUGGAAAAUGCAAGAGAAGAAUUUAUCUCAAGAUAUCUACAAGAUGCUGAUCUCCAUACAUUUUGGUACUUAUCGUUUAGAUGUAUGAACUUAAGGAGCAAAGAACUGCAGAGGAAUGGAAACAAGCUCAGCAUCAUCAAGUCAGCAGAACCUUAA
Messenger RNA from Saccostrea cuccullata (small rock oyster), 1371 nucleotides. RefSeq lists its product as uncharacterized. Bases 1 to 1371 code for a protein of 456 amino acids. The transcript has 3 exons. Gene Ontology annotation, biological process: proteolysis. Gene Ontology annotation, molecular function: aspartic-type endopeptidase activity. The record is from RefSeq and is a predicted model, not a curated record. NCBI's taxonomy places the organism in Eukaryota, Metazoa, Mollusca, Bivalvia, Ostreida, Ostreidae.